Nyctereutes procyonoides (raccoon dog) is the source of this 2208-nucleotide messenger RNA. It is a transcript of the gene TDP2, whose product is annotated as tyrosyl-DNA phosphodiesterase 2. Bases 63 to 1160 code for a protein of 365 amino acids. The transcript is spliced from 7 exons. Gene Ontology annotation, cellular component: PML body; cytoplasm. Gene Ontology annotation, biological process: double-strand break repair. NCBI's taxonomy places the organism in Eukaryota, Metazoa, Chordata, Mammalia, Carnivora, Canidae. Gene Ontology annotation, molecular function: 5'-tyrosyl-DNA phosphodiesterase activity; single-stranded DNA binding; protein binding. The record is from RefSeq and is a predicted model, not a curated record.
CGCAGAGCCGCGCGCUGGGCGUCCUGCCCCGGUGAGGGGCGUGGUGGGCCCGCGGCGAGCGGAUGGAGCGGCCGAGCGACCCGGAGGGCGAGCCCGAGGUGAAGAGGCGGCGGCUUCUGUGUGUGGAGUUUACCUCGGUGGCGCGGUGCGACGCCGCCGAGGCUCAGUGCUACCUGUCCGAGAACGACUGGGAGAUGGAAAGGGCGCUGAACUCCUACUUCGAGCCUCCGGUGCCGGAGAGCGCCGCGGAGAGCCGCCCGCAGAGCCGCCCGCAGAGCCGCCCGCAGAGCCGCCCGCAGAGCGCGGCGGGGCCGCAGCCCUGUGUUGACUUAACGAAUGAAGAGACAACUGAUUCCGUUAGUUCUAAAACCAGUAUGUCUGAAGGGAUUCAGCAAGAAGAUGGCAGCAUGUUCUCUUUCAUUACCUGGAAUGUUGAUGGAUUGGAUCUAAACAAUCUGCAAGAGAGGGCUCGAGGAGUGUGUUCCUACUUAACUUUGUACAGUCCAGAUGUGGUAUUUCUACAGGAAGUCAUUCCCCCAUAUUGUAGCUACCUAAAGAAGAGAGCAUGUAGUUACGAGAUUAUUACAGGUCAUGAAGAGGGAUAUUUCACAGCUAUAAUGUUGAAGAAAUCGAGAGUGAAAUUUAAAAGCCAAGAGAUUAUCCCUUUUCCAAAUACAAAAAUGAUGAGAAACCUUUUGUGUGUGUAUGCAAGUAUAUCAGGAAAUGAACUUUGCCUUAUGACUUCUCAUUUGGAGAGCACCAGAGGGCAUGCCAAGGAACGAAUGAAUCAGUUAAAAGUGGUUCUAAAGAAAAUGCAAGAGGCUCCAGAGUCAGCUACAGUUAUAUUUGCAGGAGAUACAAAUUUAAGGGAUCACGAAGUCACCAAAUGUGGUGGUUUACCCAGCAACAUUUUGGAUGUCUGGGAGUUCUUAGGCAAACCUGAGCAUUGCCAGUAUACAUGGGAUACACAAAUGAACUCUAAUCUUGGAAUAUCUGCUACUUGUAAACUUCGUUUUGAUCGAAUAUUUUUCAGGACAGCAGCAGAAAGUGGCCAUAUUGUUCCCCAAAGUUUGGACCUCCUUGGGUUGGAAAAACUGGACUGCGGUAGAUUUCCUAGUGAUCACUGGGGGCUUCUGUGCAACUUAGAUGUAAUCUUGUGAAAUGCUUUUCAGAUAAGAGUUGUAUGUCUUCCGAGUAAAUUUUAUUCUGGAUUUUUGCAAAUAUAAUUUCUACCUGUCUGGAAAGGUAGGUUUAUUAUGGAGGAAUGAAUAUACUACAUCAUUGUAAAAAAAAAGAAAACAGUACUGUGAUUUUAUUUUGUGGAUUGUGACCUCAAAUUUCAGAACUAAAUAUUGAUGUUCAUUGAAACGAAAGGAUAAUUGCUGUUCAGAAUAUGAGACUUCUUCAUAAAAGGCCACCAAGAUCAUCAGAACCACCAGCUGGUUCUCGAGCAGGGCCACAGAAAUGCUAGCCUUUAUGUUUUAUUUUUAAAAUCAGGUACCAAAUAGUUUCUAUUUUAAGUAAAUCUUUAAAAAUAAAAAUAAGAGGGGAUCCCUGGGUGGCGCAGCGGUUUGGCGCCUGCCUUUGGCCCGGGGCGCGAUCCUGGAGACCCGGGAUCGAAUCCCACGUCGGGCUCCCGGUGCAUGGAGCCUGCUUCUCCCUCUGCCUGUGUCUCUGCCUCUCUCUCUCUGUGUGACUAUCCUAAGUAAAUAAAAAUGAAAAAGAAUAAUAAAAUAAAAUAAAAAUAAGAGGUUAUUGUUUGUGGGGGAUUAGAUCUUCUAGUUAUAUUUUACAAAUAUGGAUAAUCUUAAAUGAAAAAGCCAUGAUUAUAUGCAUUUAAGUAGAUGACAACUGUCCUAUUCAGACUUUAUUUUUGUCAGCUAACGGUGCAUAAUUGGUAAGCUAUAAAUGAAAUCUUAUGAUUUGAAAUUCCUUAUUUUUUUAAAAUUCAUGUUUGUCAACAUGUCACUGUUCAUGUUGCCAACAGAGGCAAAUUGGGCUUGAUAUAAAGUUGGUGAUACAGCUGCAUUGGGCUUCUUUCCUAAGGGAGAAAUAAAUGUUUAGAGAGGAAUAGCUUUUUAAUUUUACUUCUUAUAAAAUUGAAUUAUUUUCACAGGAGAGGGAUAAGGAGCACUUUUAAAUGUGCUUUAAAGAAACUUUUUCCCCCUUAAAAGAAAUGUACUUUAAAUAAAUAAUUUUACUUGUUUA